This is a messenger RNA of Lasiodiplodia theobromae, 2835 nucleotides long. Its product is annotated as Carboxyl transferase. The record is from RefSeq and is a predicted model, not a curated record. The transcript has 7 exons. Gene Ontology annotation, cellular component: methylcrotonoyl-CoA carboxylase complex; mitochondrion. Gene Ontology annotation, molecular function: methylcrotonoyl-CoA carboxylase activity. Bases 1 to 2835 code for a protein of 944 amino acids. Gene Ontology annotation, biological process: L-leucine catabolic process. NCBI's taxonomy places the organism in Eukaryota, Fungi, Ascomycota, Dothideomycetes, Botryosphaeriales, Botryosphaeriaceae.
AUGCCAGUCCAAGCAACACCAUUGCCUGCCGCAGCUGCACCCACCGUUCCUUCAACAGUGACAGCAACACCGCCCACCACCGCCACGCCAGCCACAGAAGAAAGACAAUGCACCGCAUCACACGCAGAGCGCAAGAGCCUCGAAGACGACUGCCCCAUCUGCCAAGAACCCCUGGAAUUGACACCACUAGCUGACCUAGUAUGGUGCAAAGCCCAAUGCGGCACCAACUUCCACCGCGAAUGCUGGGCGGAGUGGGAAAGCAGCCAAUUAGGCAGCACAUCGACCGGCCUCCCAACCCUCCGCUGCGCCUUCUGCCGCACAUCUUGGCCCACCCCUUGCCACCACGACACAUCCACACCCCCCGCCGCCCCGACGAUCCAACCCGAACCCGCUGCAGACGACGACGCUGCCGCCGCCGCCGACGACGACGACGAGGAAGACACCUUCUUCCCGCCAUCGUUCUUCGACCCCCGCAGCCACGUCUGGUCCCUCUGGUCGCCAUCUCCGUCCGCCACCACCACCACCACCACAUCGUCGUCACCAGACCACUCCUCCCCCCUCGCCGCCCUGUUCGACCCGGCCCGCCACACGCGCCCGCUACUACGCGACCGCCGCGCGCGGGCGGACGUCUUCUUCUUCGCUCUGCCUGCCGCCACUGCCGCCGAUGCCGACGAUGAGGAGGCACGAGGAGACGGUGACGGGGAGGGAGAUGGACUGCACAACGACAUCGCAGCCUCGCUCGCCGCACUGUUCAACCCGCGCGUGCAUCGACGCGCGCAGGUAUUUUGUGGGUGGGAGACAGCGGAGAACGAGGAGGAGGGCGGCGGCGGCGGCGGGACGGGGUUCGAUGUGCUGUUUGAUGCGAAGAGGCAUGGGCGCGCGUUGAGGAGUGAGCGGUUGGCGCGGGCGGCGGUGUUGGAUGCGGAUGACGAUGGUGAGGGUGGUGUGUUGGGGGCGUUGUUCGAGGAGGAGGUUUGUGAGGUGGAGGAAGAAGAGAAGCUGCAGCAGGGCGGAAAGGGGAGGGAGCUGCAGAUGGUGUAUGUGACGCUUGUGGAUGAUCCGGGGAAGGAGGAGGAGAGAGAUGGGGGUGAGGAUGAGGAGGAGCAGGAGGAGCCGACGGGGUUGUGUGAGCGGGUGGCUUGCGUCACCGCCGCCGCGUCCUCCCCCUCCGCCGUCCGCACAAUCGCCAGCCACACCUCCACGCACCACGCCUCGCUCCUCUCCACCCUCCCCGCCGACGACGGCAUCGACCCGUCCAGCCCGACCUUCCGCGACAACGCGACGGCGUUCGCGGCGGUGCAGGCGCGCGUGGCGGAGCUGCACGCGGCGGCCGCGCGCGGCGGGCCCGACAAGGCGCGCGAGAAGCACGUCGCGCGCGGCAAGAUGCUGGUGCGGGACCGCGUGGCGGCGCUGAUCGACCCGGGCACGAGCUUCCUCGAGCUGAGCGCGCUGGCCGGGUACGGGUGUUACGAGGGCGAGGACGUGCCGGCGGGUGGGAUAGUGACGGGGAUUGGGGUGGUCGAGGGGGUAAGAUGCGUGAUUGUGGCGAAUGAUAGCACGGUUAAGGGCGGGACGUACUAUCCGAUCACUGUGAAGAAGCACCUGAGAGCGCAGGCCAUUGCGCAGGAGAAUAGGUUGCCUUGCAUUUAUUUGGUCGACUCUGGCGGCGCGAACCUGCCCCAUCAGGCCGACGUCUUCCCCGACCGCGAACACUUCGGCCGCAUUUUCUUCAACCAGGCCAGGAUGUCAUCAAUGGGUAUUCCUCAAAUCAGCGUUGUGAUGGGUCCAUGUACCGCGGGCGGCGCCUACGUCCCCAGCAUGUCUGACGAGUCCAUCAUCGUCGCCAAGCAAGGCCACAUUUUCCUCGCCGGCCCGCCGCUAGUCAAGGCCGCGACCGGCGAAGUCGUGAGCGCCGAAGAUCUCGGCGGCGGAGCGCUGCACAGCGAGAUCUCGGGCGUGACGGACUACCUGGCCGUCGACGACGCCCACGCCCUCGUCCUCGCGCGCCGCAGCAUCGCCAACCUCAACUACCCCAAAGCCACCUCCCCCUCUCCUUCGUCGCUCGACGCCCCCAACCGGACCGAGACGUGGGACGAGCCGCUGCACGACCCGAAGGAGCUGGCCGGCAUCGUGGGCACCAACCCGCGGCUCCCCGUGCCGGCGCGCGCCAUCAUCGCGCGCAUCGUCGACGGCUCGCGCUUCGACGAAUUCAAGCCGCUGUACGGCACGACGCUGGUCACGGGCUUCGCGCGCAUCCAGGGCCACCCCGUCGGCAUCCUGGCCAACGACGGCAUUUUGUUUUCCGAGGCGUCGCUCAAGGGCGCCCACUUCAUCCAGCUGUGCAGCAAGCGCGGCAUCCCCUUGGUCUUCCUGCAGAACAUCUCCGGCUUCAUGGUCGGCGCUGAUGCUGAGAAGGGCGGCAUCGCGAAGAACGGCGCCAAGCUCGUUACGGCUGUCAGCUGCGCCGAUGUGCCCAAGUUUACUGUUGUUGUGGGGAGUAGCGCUGGCGCGGGCAAUUAUGGCAUGUGCGGCCGCGCCUAUUCGCCACGGUUCCUUUGGACUUGGCCCAACGCCCGCACGUCCGUCAUGGGCCCCGAGCAGCUGUCGUCCGUCAUGGAGGCCGUCGGCAAGCAGGCCGAUCCGGCGCUGAAAGCGCGCAUCGAGCGCGAGAGCGAGGCCACGUUUGGUAGUGCUAGGCUCUGGGAUGACGGCAUCAUUCCGCCCGAGCACACGCGUGCGGUGCUCGGGUUGGGGUUGGAGGUCGCGAGCCAAGGGCGUGCGGCGGAGAGGAGAGAGAGGGAGAGGAGUGAGAAGUGGGGUGUGUUCAGGAUGUAA